Messenger RNA from Mesitornis unicolor (brown roatelo), 570 nucleotides. It is a transcript of the gene MED18, whose product is annotated as mediator complex subunit 18. The record is from RefSeq and is a predicted model, not a curated record. Gene Ontology annotation, cellular component: core mediator complex; mediator complex. Gene Ontology annotation, biological process: regulation of transcription by RNA polymerase II; termination of RNA polymerase II transcription. NCBI's taxonomy places the organism in Eukaryota, Metazoa, Chordata, Aves, Mesitornithiformes, Mesitornithidae. Gene Ontology annotation, molecular function: transcription coregulator activity. The annotation marks the transcript as partial. The transcript has a single exon.
GCCAGCCCCUUCGUGCUGCGGGCGCGGCGGUCCAUGGACAAGAGCGGGAUGCCCUGGCACUUGCGCUACCUGGGCCAGCCGGAAAUUGGUGACAAGAGCCGCCAUGCGCUGGUGCGCAACUGUGUGGACAUCGCCACUUCGGACAACCUGACGGACUUUUUGGUGGAGAUGGGCUUCCGCAUGGACCACGAGUUUGUGGCCAAAGGGCAUGUGUUCCGCAAGGGCAUCAUGAAGAUUGUGGUGUACAAGAUCUUCCGCAUCCUCAUGCCAGGGAACACUGAGAGCAUUGAGCCGCUUUCCCUCUCCUACCUGGUGGAGCUCAACGUGGUAGCGCCAGCAGGACAGGACGUAGUUUCUGAUGACAUGAGGAACUUUGCUGAGCAACUGAAGCCUCUUGUGCACCUGGAAAAAAUUGACCCCAAAAGGCUAAUGUGAUUGAGAAGCUGAGCAGUUGAGGCAUUGUUUUGUUAGUGUUCCUGUAGAGAGUGCUUUUCUAAAAUGCCUUUUGAGGGCAAAUCAAAACAAGGAGAGGGGAAUAAGGGACUACAUAUCAGUGUUUUGUCAACUGCA